UUUUAACCGUUUUCUUCCCCUUCUUUUCCUGAAGGCUGACGAAAGAAUGUACAGUUGAAUUAGCUACUCAUCUCCGAUUUGCACGCACAGAACGACAGCGCUGCAUUACAAAAUGUCGUCAGCCACCGGCUCCGCCACGCCGCCACCUAAAUUCUCAUUAUCUUCCCCAACCAAACCCCGGAAUUCCAACUCCACCCUAUUAUUCCUCCCCACGAAACACAAGAAAUUCCUUAUCCGUUGCGAGCUCACGCGGGGUUUUGAGAACAAUUCUUCCAAGUGGACCGUUGACUGCGUCUCCGGCGCGGACCCAAUCCACAUUAUUCUCAAACCUCCGGCGAACUCCUUGCAAAUGACAUCUAUGGAGUCAAGUUUGAAGAAUUCCAAGCGAGUCUUUCUAUACUACUGUCAGGAGAUGAAGGCUCUUGCUGAACGAGUCGCCGCUCAAUCUGACGCCAUAGAACUCCGAAGCAUCACCUGGAAGACGUUUGAAGAUGGAUUUCCAAACUUAUACAUAUCUAAUGCCCAUGGCAUUCGUGGACAGCACGUAGCUUUCCUUGCUUCAUUUAGUUCUCCUGGAGUAAUUUUUGAGCAACUAUCUGUCAUCUAUGCUCUGCCAAAGCUCUUUGUUUCAUCAUUCACACUUGUGCUUCCUUUUUUUCCAACUGGCACAUCAGAGAGGAUGGAGGAGGAAGGAGAUGUUGCUACUGCGGUCACACUUGCUAGAUUCUUGUCAAACACUCCUAUUUCAAGAGGUGGACCGACAAGUUUAGUUGUUUUUGAUAUACAUGCCUUGCAGGAGAGAUUUUACUUUGGUGACAACAUUUUACCUUGCUUCGAAAGUGGGAUACCUUUGCUCUUGAAUAGGCUUCAACAGCUUCCUGAUUCUGACAAUAUAGCUAUAGCCUUCCCUGAUGAUGGAGCAUGGAAACGGUUUCACAAGCAGCUACAGCAUUUCCCUACGAUUAUUUGUGCUAAAGUUAGGGAAGGUGACCAGAGAAUCGUCCGCAUAAAGGAGGGCGAACCUAAUGGUCGUCAUGUUGUGAUUGUGGAUGAUCUUGUGCAAUCUGGUAGCACUUUGAUAGAGUGCCAGAAAGUGCUGGCAAAGCAUGGAGCCACAAAAAUAAGCGCCUAUGUGACCCAUGGCAUUUUCCCGAACAGGUCAUGGGAGCGAUUUGAUCAUGACAAAGGAGGCGAUCCUGAAAAUGGAAUGGCUUACUUUUGGAUAACGGAUUCAUGCCCACAGACCGUGAAAGAGGUGAAGAACAGAGCUCCAUUUGAAGUUCUUAGCUUAGCCGCUGUAAUUGCUUCCUCUCUUCAAAUUUAGUAGUGGCCAUUUGAAGCAUUUGGGAGCUGAGUUCCAUGAUUCCAUUUAUGUACUACCUUAUGAAUAAUAAUUCUAAUAAAUAAAGAAUCCUCUUUCUUUUUCCUUCUGUUUUUUGAGUAAAAAAUUUGAAGGGAUUCUGCAGCACUACGUGGAUGAGAUCACAUUAGCCGAAUGCUCUAUGAACAUCAAUUAUCAUGUUUAUAUUGUAAAUUCUUAAUAAUUGCCC
Messenger RNA from Oldenlandia corymbosa var. corymbosa, 1550 nucleotides. The record is from the annotation of a GenBank genome assembly. Lineage: Eukaryota; Viridiplantae; Streptophyta; Magnoliopsida; Gentianales; Rubiaceae.